This is a messenger RNA of Mauremys reevesii (Reeves's turtle), 1996 nucleotides long. Its product is annotated as maestro heat-like repeat-containing protein family member 1. Gene Ontology annotation, cellular component: cytoplasm. NCBI's taxonomy places the organism in Eukaryota, Metazoa, Chordata, Testudines, Geoemydidae. The transcript is spliced from 13 exons. Bases 14 to 1096 code for a protein of 360 amino acids. The record is from RefSeq and is a predicted model, not a curated record.
UCAGGGUCUCCUGAUGGAGGAGCCAGAGACCAGGGGAAGGAGGAUACAGCAGCCACUGAGAAUUGCAGCCCUUCCCUGUCUGGGCCUGCUGCUUCAGACACAGCAGUGCAAGAGACUGCAGUGUCAGCCAGAGAUGACAAGCCACCUGACAGAGUCUCCUGGUCCAGGAGUCAAUAUGGGGCUUUUGGACCGUCUCUGCCAAAGACUGACUCAGACUAUUGGACGGACACCUUUCCGAAGGGACAGGACAAAUCCGGACUCCAUCCAGCCAGGCCCCACUGACUCUUCUGUCUCAGACACAGAGGAGCAGAAGGAGGCCCAAAAACAAGACCCGGGACCACAAACCCUGGCUGCAGGAGUGGGCAGCCACUGCAGCACUUUCUGUGCUGAACCUCCUGAUCCAGGCACCAAGCGAAAGGCCUCUGGCUCACCCAGGGGACAGCUCGCCCCAAUCAGUGAGGACGAGGAAAAGCCAAGGAAGAGCAGAGUCAGAGAAGCCCUUGCUUCUUUUAUACGGACAAUGGGGGCACAUGGGCUCUUGGAGAAAUCUGCAUCAAGACCUUUAAUUGACUUCUUGGUGCGUCAGUGCACCCUGAUCCUCGACAGCACGGAGGAAGCAGACAGGAGGCGCACCAUGGAGCUGGAGGUCCGCCAGCUCUGCUCCAGCACCCUGCAGUGCCUGGGUGACUCCCCCAGAAUGGCCAAUGGUGUCGGUCAAGCCACAGGGCCACUACCCCAGGAGCUACUGGCUCGGCUGCUGGUGCUCGCUGCAUCUUCGUAUAUGAUGGUGCAGGUCGGAAGGGCAGCCAUGUUCCUCCCCUUCCAGCUGAUCAGCAGGUUCCAGGCUGGGUCGGGCCGAUGCUGGGAUAACUACAUGACGGACAUGCUCCUUUACCCGGAAGAUCACAAGACCUGCUUCUGCCAGAGGGAGUGGGAGCAGCAGCUGCUGCAGUUCCUGGAAGACCUUCUCUUCUUCAUCUCGGACCAUACCUGGCUGGGCUGGUUCAUCGCUAGUAUCAGGUGCCAGCUGCCCACAGUGAUAAGCGUCCCAGUGACAAGGUCGGUGUCCUGGAAGGAAUUGGGGGUCAGUGCCUAGUUCAGAACAGCAGUCGCUACCCAGGGGCAGCUUGGGGCCAGUGAAGCAGAGAACUAUACCCAGUGGGCUCUGUGCAUGCCAGGCCGUGCCCAAUGCAUCCAGCUUGACGGUGUCUCUUUCGCAGAGCUUCCUCUCCAAGUGCUGGGGCACCGUGCUGAUGGUUUUUCCAGCAGAAAGAAUCAAGCCCCAGCUAUGGCUUCUGGUGGAGAUGGUUGAUUUCUGAGAAGAAGAGGAAAGAGAGGUGAGGUCUUUGCUCCUCCACGGUCAAGAGAUCCCUCAUUCCUUGUCAAUCCCCUGAUGCCACAUGUGUAUAUUCUGCCUUGGACAAGGUCCAGUGGAUUGAAAAGAUCUUCCUUAUACCCAUGCCCAUGGUGAUGACUUUGAGAGCCCAUCCUGGCCCCUUGGCGUAUUGCUCAGCAUUCCCAACCUCCAUCUUUCUGUCUCUCAGAGAUUUGCCCAAGUGCUUGGGCUGUGUGCUAGGCAACACCUAGGCGAGAUUUUCGCCAUCCUGGAGCACUGGGAGGAGUUCGUCAGCAGGGUGAAGUUCCAGCCUUCUGCCGGUGGCUCUCUGGAGGUAUGGUCCCACCUAGCGUCUCUGCUCUUUCAUCCAUCCCUUCACCAGCAUUUGCAGGUAAAGGGACCUGCCAGGGAGGACUCUGCUUCCCAGAAGCCUGUUCAAUGAAGAGCUGAAUUUCCAAGCAGUGGCUCAGCCUCCGUGGAGGGAGCCCUUUCCUUACUCCUCCAUGGAGCUGCAGUCACAGCACAAUGGGGUAGAUCCAGGGGGGAAGGUGGGUCCUGUUGUAUAAGCUCUCCAGGGUAUCUCCUGGGGAGCUCAGACAUGCUCCACCAGCCCCAUAAAGAAGGCUCAGAGAAGGCCCAAAAGACACUGCCAUACCAUCA